Molecule: messenger RNA, 711 nt
Organism: Pelecanus crispus (Dalmatian pelican)
Lineage: Eukaryota; Metazoa; Chordata; Aves; Pelecaniformes; Pelecanidae
Source: RefSeq, a predicted model, not a curated record
GGUCUGCGCGUGCAGCUCCCACCGCCGCGCUCGCCUCCUCCUCUCGCUCAGGCGCUCGCCGACCUGAAAGGCAAGACAGAAGCCAUCCCGUGCGUGAUCGGGGGAGAGGAGGUGUGGACGCCGACGGUGCGGUACCAGCUGUCGCCGUUCAAUCAUGCGCACAAGGUGGCCAAGUACUGCUAUGCCGACAAGGAGCUCAUUAACAAAGCCAUUAACGCUGCCUUGGCGGCGAGGAAGGAAUGGGACCUGAAACCUGUCCAGGACCGAGCCCAGAUCUUCCUGAAGGCGGCUGACAUGCUGAGCGGCCCGAGGCGAGCGGAAGUGCUGGCCAAAACCAUGAUCGGGCAGGGUAAAACAGUCAUCCAGGCAGAAAUCGAUGCCGCUGCAGAGCUGAUAGACUUCUUCCGAUUCAAUGCCAAGUACGCCCUGGAGCUGGAGAACAGCCAGCCCAUCAGCGUGGACAUCAGCACUAACAGCAUGGUGUACCGGGGGCUGGAGGGUUUCGUGGCAGCCGUCUCUCCCUUCAACUUCACGGCAAUCGGCGGCAACCUGGCAGGGGCUCCGGCGUUGAUGGGAAACGUGGUCCUGUGGAAGCCCAGCGACACUGCCCUGCUCUCCAGCUACGCCGUCUACAAGAUCCUCCUCAAAGCCGGGCUCCCUCGGAACGUCGUGCAGUUCGUGCCGGCGGAUGGGCCCGUGUUUGGAGACACC